Trematomus bernacchii (emerald rockcod) is the source of this 4806-nucleotide messenger RNA. Its product is annotated as bcl-2-modifying factor-like. Gene Ontology annotation, cellular component: myosin complex. Gene Ontology annotation, biological process: negative regulation of autophagy; apoptotic process; positive regulation of apoptotic process. The transcript has 4 exons. NCBI's taxonomy places the organism in Eukaryota, Metazoa, Chordata, Actinopteri, Perciformes, Nototheniidae. Bases 222 to 713 code for a protein of 163 amino acids. The record is from RefSeq and is a predicted model, not a curated record.
GCGCCACGCCCCGGCGGCGGAGUCAGUGUGGAGCUGACGUCGGCGAAAUGAUAUCGGCUCGCUGCAUUUUCCCUCACAGAAUGGAAGUAGUCGUGGAGCUGAUACGGACUAAACUCGAUUGACUUGCCAGGAUAUUGAACUCGUUGCCCCUUUUUCUCUGUAAUAGACAACCUUAUCAACGAAGCCCAUCUUUGUGGCUGCUGAUCUUCAAGUGACCCCGUAUGGACGAUGAGGAUGAUGAUGUGUUUGAGCAGGACCCCCACUGCUGGCGCACCACAUUCAGGGAGAUAAAGUGUGAAGAGCGGGGCACACAGACACCUGGCCCUGCGCUGGCACCCGACAACGGCAUGCUGCCCUGUGGCGUUGCAGAAGAGCCCAGACCACUCUUCUACGGCAACGCGGGUUUUCGAUUGCACUUCCCGGCACGCUUUGAGCUCGUUGGGGAUCAGGAAGCGAGGAGACAGGAGAGUGAAGGGGAGCCAAACGGCAUGGAGCAGCUUCCCCGGCAGCAGCCUGUGGCCCGCAGCGUGGAGGCCGUUAUUGGCCAGAAACUCCAGCUGAUAGGAGACCAGUUUCACCGGGAACACCUUCAACUGUAUCAUCGAAACCAAAGGAACCAGGGGCGGAGGUGGUGGCGCCUGGCCGCAGCUCUGCUCAGCCUUCUGUUCGACAGGGGGCUCGUUGCUGGAGGAGGGGGAGCAGCACGGAGGUGAGGGGGUCUCCCCAUCUCUCAGAGUAACUGGACUCCUAAUGGCACUGUCAAAUCUAACACGGGUCUGUUUUUGGCGGGGGGAAAAGAAAGGAGACAAAGGGUCACCGCGGGACGGAGACAACCAACUUUUAUACAAGGUUUUUUUCUUUCCAAGAAGAUGCCAUGACGCUCCGAGAUUUCCUCUACAGGACAAUGUUCAUAUUUUGGUAUACGUGUGGUGUAGUGGUUUUGUAUAGUACAUUGUUCUUCUUAAAUUGUUUGCACUUCAACAUGUAUCCAUCUUAAAUGACCUCCACCGACCCUGGGAAUGCCUUAUUCAAUGUCUUCUGCCAGAAUGAGUAUUGAUACAUGUAGAGAUGAGGUGGGAUGAGAUGGUUAGGGAAUGAAGGGGGUUGAAUCUGCUGACAUUUCCCAGGUGACCAGACACGUUGAUUUAACUAAUUUCCAAAGAGGCAACUUCUCAGAACAAAGCAUUUUGCACCUCACCUCAAUGGAACAUUUAUCUUUCUUUAUUUCUUUCUGUUGAUUUUUUGGUUUCUCACUCCAUUUGCUGCAGUAUGUAAUUACUACGUUUCACCCUCAAUUUCAUUUAAAGUAUCGGGAACAACUUUUCUGCUCAUGAAAAGUUUGCACACCUUGUAAUCUAAAUAUCUUUUCUUGAUCAUCAGGGUGGAGUUUGAACAUCAGUGACUGCCUAAACAAGCCUGGUGACACACCAGCACUCAACAGUUAAUAUUGAUAUUAGUAAUUAGGAUUAUUGACACUGGAAACAAAUUCUAAAAAAGCAGUUAGCUGUAAUUCAUCAUUUGUAUGUAUGCUGAGGGAGCAUAUUACAAAUAACCAUGAAACUCCAUGAAAAGAUAUUUCGUCUAAUGUGUGCUGACUUUUGCAAAGAGGAGUAGCCCUUGUGCACUAAAUUAUAACAUUAGAGUUAAGUUGUUUUACUUUCAUACCAGCAAAGUGUUUUUUACCUUAAGUAUAUAGAGACAUUUGGCCAAGUCUACCAUAGUUCUUUUCAUUUAAAUGUCAUCAAGCACUCUUCCCUCAGUUGUUCCCUCAGUUGGAGUUCUCCCUGUGUUUUCUGUGUGUUCUGUUCAUGUGAUUGUUUUCAGACCUCCAUGCCCUUGAAGUGGAGCUCUGGAUCCACUGUUUUUGCACUAGACAACGUACACCCUUCAAGAGUACAGUUGUUACCACGGUAACCUCUGUCCUGUACGAAGGUUUUCAGUUAUGACUGUUUUUUCUUGCCACAACAUUUCAGAUGUAUUCACUCUUUAUGUCCAAGACUAAUAAUCAAUGUUGAGACCGGGCUGAACACAGUCUGGGAUCUGGAUUGGAUUUUGGAUAUUUCACGCAGAAGUGUUUCAGACUACAGUAGAGUUACCUUAGAGCCUCGCAAUUCCAUUGAAAUGUUUCUGUCCUGGUUUGUUUUUCACAGCCUGUGUGUGUUCUGAAGACCAAACCAUACUGCAUAAUCAAUCUGUGAAACAGAUCGUCUCAGGCUACUUUUUAUGAGGUUUUACAUCAUUUUAUACUCUGUGAUAUUGGGUGCUCUUGUUUUGUCUUUGGUGCUCAGAUCCAGACAUGUUUAGCCACUCAUCAGACACAAACACACACGUGAAAAAGACUGUAAUUAUUGUUGAAAUAUGAAUAUGUUUAAAGACACUGUUAAAUAUGCUGUUUGUUAUAUUCUACAUUGCUGAACCCAGGCCAACUUUUGGACCCAAGGAGCAGUACAUAUCAGGGGUCUGUAAUUACUUGCUCCUUAAAAUGUGUCAAGUGUAUCACUGCAUAAUUAGGGUUUCCUCUCAUUCUCAGGGACAGAAUUUGUGGGCUACCAGGGACCUUGAGAAUCUGUCACAUGGUUAGAAAAAGAGCAGUUUCUUCAUCCAUUUGUUUACCAUAAAACCCCUCAAGGUAUCGUCAAGUCCUUUAAUUUUCGUUUCAGUUGUAAAAUUGGCCAAUUUCUCGGCACACACAUAUUGAGGUACAGUUUGACUGAGGAGUGUGAGGCAGACUUGCUGUCUGUGGUGGUCUCGGGGGCUGCUGAGCAUGUAGUAGUAGCGCGUGAGGUGCACUGAGUGUGGUUGUGGUUAUAGUUUCCUGCGGAUCCUGAACGCUGAGCCAGUCCUGCAGCGCCCCGCCCCACCACGGGCUCCUGACUUCCUCUUUGUGCUGCUCCUUCAUUACUUGGCUAAUAUUCAUCAGUUCAUUUUUAUUUGUAAUUUAUUUGGUUUUCCAUUUUAUUUAUUUUGUAUAUUUGCCCAUUUCUACUGUAUACACCUGUGUGUGCAAUUCUUUUUUUGUUUUUGUUUCAGUCUUGGACUUGUAUACGCCUCAGUUGUUUGACUGUGCAGAGCAGAUUGGCCUGCAUUGUACCUGAGGUUGCAUGUGACACUCAACCUUAUUUUUAUUUUUUUUAGUAUUGCUCACCAUAGUAGGCUCUAAGAAGUUUGAAGUUUAUCGUUUUAUGAAGAACAAUAGCCUUGGUCAGUCAGAACUUAAGUUGGUUACAAUGGAUUUCAAUAAUGGCAUGUUCGCACAUCACUGUUAUACCUACCAUAAUGCACCUCUUCUGUCAGAGCUUCACAGCUUUGAAUAGGACCAUUUCUCAUCCAUAUAUCCAGAGUGUAACUGUUGCCAUCAUUGGAAUACAUUCUAACCUACUUUAAUUCCUCAUGACAUCAGCUGCUGAUCUUUAUGAAGAAGAAAACAUCACCUUUCAAGCCUAUAGGACAGGUGUUUGAUACUCUUAAAAAAAGAUUUUUGGGUAGAGUAUUUUACGCAAAAGGUUGGGAUUUUCCAGGGAAGGGCCGUACCAAUUCAGACCUGUUUUAUUACCUUCCACUACCUGAUUUACCAGUCUUAAUACGUAGAUACAUCAAAUGUGGUUCAGAAAAGCAGCAAUUUGCGUUUUCAACAGAAUAUGACCGUUACUUUGUAAUUAAAGAGUUAAUACCCAUCCACCUGAUGCUCAUGACACACAUGACAUUAUAAAUGCUUCCAACACCCAGAAAAAGGUUGCCUUCAUAUUAAGCCACAGGGCGUUUGUUUAUGUGUUCAACUCUUGAUUAUUGUGUUGUAAUCAACAUGCACUGGAAAGUACUUUGUUUCUGUAGAUCCCAUGGGUCCCUUAUCUGUAGUGUGUUAAUGUAUAGAAUAUACUCUGGAUUGUUCCGUUGGGCUUAUCUUGCCAUGUGUCAGACGUAUAUAUCUGUGCAUUGACGAAGUAGGCUCCGAUUGAAGGUCUGUUUGAUUUAUUGGAAAGGGAAACAAGCCACCGUGGUGCCCUGUAUGUUUUUGUUAGAUGAGGUUCCCAAGCUGCACUCAUCACAUUAUACGUGAGUGUGGAGAAUCCCUAGAGUGGGACAUGUAUUUUAUGGAAACCGUCAGUGUCUUGAAUUUUGUAGUCCACUUUAUAUAAAGUUGAAGUUUUUGAGGAAGGUUUUGAUUUUACAUUUUUUUAACAAUAACAUUUCUUUUUCAUGGUCUUUCUUAACUUUUUAAAAUGUAUUUUCUUAAGAAAAAGGGUAUGCUUUUACAAGGACAAUUCAUCGCUUGUGAAAUGAUUUUUUAAACAAGGACAUGGUAGUAUCCUUUUUGAAGUCCAUGAGAUCAAGGGCAUUUUUUUAUAUAAAAAUGAACUUGCAACAUUCCUUGCACAUCUCAUCAUGGUGUAUAAACAAAACCAACAUAAUUCAUGGUUGUGGUUUACUUGGCUCAUGAGCUUUGAAAUGUUUGCCCUUCUUUGAAAAACAGAUAAAGUGUACAUGUAUUUCUAAAAACCCUGGAAUAUGCCUUUAACUGCUCAGUUUCAACAAAGUCUUGAUUAUCACACAUUCUCUGUAUACCAAGAAAAUGAGACCCAGCGAAAAUGUAGCAUUUUUGUAAACAUUGACUGUGUGUUUUCGAGACUCUACUGUGCACUCAUUUUUGUGUUUAUAUAUAUUUUUUGGUUUGUUGAUAUAUGGAAGUAAGGACAAUUUGUUAUGUAGUGCAAUAUGCUGUACAUAUGGAGCUUUGCUCUACAAAUCUUUUUCUGGAUUUCUUGUUGUUUAUUGGUACUUUUUUUCAAUAAAAUUGUAUUGAAGGUG